ACGUUUACGAGGAAAAAUGACGUUACUCGUCAUAUUCGUGCUUCAGGUGCACAUCCCGACUACCAGGAGCAGUCCGACAACGUAAAGUGUAAAAUUUGCGGCAUCGAUCUUUCUCGCUCUGAUGCUCGUAUACGCCACGAACGUACAGAUGCCUGCGGGAAACGCAAUGUACAACGAUCGCGGGACAAGAAGACUCGAACUGCUACCACCUGACAUGCCAACAUUCGUUUUAAGCCGAUCGAGUAACCAUCUAAAUGCUGUCCUCCAUUGUAUAUCUUACAUCUAUCUGGGCUAUGUGAUUUACUUGUUUCCUAGUUUGCACUCCCAAUACAACGUUCCUAUGGCAUGCGGUAUUAACCAGGUGCCUUCAUUUAGAUACCUAGCCUAACAAACGGUGGAUACAUUUGCCGAAGUGGGGCUUCCGUUUUAUACGGGCGGCCCCCGGUCGGUCAUUCUAAAAUAUCAGAACGC
Messenger RNA from Guyanagaster necrorhizus, 471 nucleotides. RefSeq lists its product as uncharacterized. NCBI's taxonomy places the organism in Eukaryota, Fungi, Basidiomycota, Agaricomycetes, Agaricales, Physalacriaceae. The transcript has 5 exons. Bases 122 to 388 code for a protein of 88 amino acids. The record is from RefSeq and is a predicted model, not a curated record.